GGUGGUGGCUACCAGCGCCGCGCAGAGAUCGACAGUCAGCCUCAGCGGCGCGAUCGAGCGCCCCGCCCCUUGCCCAGGCCGCUGCCGGGCGCGGUGCCUUGCGGGAGGGGCGCGGGCGGCCGGCGGGACUACAUCUCCCGUGAGGCUAGGCAGCCAUUUGUGUGCGCGGCGCCUCAUGGGAAAUGCAGUCCCGCCCCUUGCCGUUCUCCAGGACUAAUGGGUGUGAGCGGACUACAACUCCCAUCAUGCACCGCGAAGGCGAGGCCCCCUCAGACCCGCCGGUUUUAUUUAUCAUGCUCCUUUGCGCCUCCCGCGCUCUUAGCCCCGCCGAGCCGCUUUGCGUCAUGGGAAAUGUAGUCCGGUCCCCGGUCGUGCUGGGGUAACAGCUGGGCGGCCUCUGCGCUGCCGCAUGGGAGCUGUAGUCUCUCGCCUUGUUCUGACCUGGGGGCGGGGCUGAGGGGACCACAGCUCCCGUCUUGCCCCGCGGGGCCGGGCUGGACCGGUGGAGGAAGUGACGUCAGGGAGAGGGCCGCGCGCGCGGAGGCUGCUGGGUAAAAGCCUCAGAACGGCGGGGGGCUCGGUUCUGGUUCCGGGUCAGAGGUGAGGAGUUGCCGGGACACGAUGCUGAUCAAAGUGAAGACGCUGACUGGGAAGGAGAUCGAGAUCGACAUUGAGCCCACAGACAAGGUGGAGCGGAUAAAGGAGCGUGUGGAGGAGAAGGAGGGGAUCCCACCCCAGCAGCAGCGUCUCAUCUACAGCGGCAAGCAGAUGAACGACGAGAAGACUGCGGCCGACUACAAGAUCCAGGGUGGCUCCGUCCUCCACCUGGUCUUGGCUCUGCGGGGGGGGCAGCUACGGUGAUGGGACCCCCCUCCUGGAGCAACAGAGCCCCCCACACGUACCCCCUGCUCUACUAGCGCUGUCCGGAUGGCUGCUUCCCCCUCCCCCAUGGACUCUCAGUGUGGGUGGCCGUCCGUGGGGGGCUGGGGUGGCGUGGCUGUAGCAGUGGCCGGCGCUCGGGGGUCGCCGUUGGUGUCUUGUUCCUUGUGUUUGGAUCGCUGAGUGUUAAUAAAGGUGUCUCAGUGCA
This is a messenger RNA of Dermochelys coriacea (leatherback sea turtle), 1087 nucleotides long. RefSeq names its product NEDD8. Gene Ontology annotation, molecular function: protein tag activity; ubiquitin protein ligase binding. Lineage: Eukaryota; Metazoa; Chordata; Testudines; Dermochelyidae. The record is from RefSeq and is a predicted model, not a curated record. The coding region runs from base 622 to 861 and encodes 79 amino acids. Gene Ontology annotation, biological process: regulation of proteolysis; protein neddylation; modification-dependent protein catabolic process. The transcript has 4 exons. Gene Ontology annotation, cellular component: cytoplasm; nucleus.